UCUUAAUUGAUAACUAUAACUAUAUAACAUUCAUUAUGCUUAGAUCCAGUGCACGUGCCACGCUUCGAAUCACUUCUAGAGCUUUAACCACCAGAGCUUUGACUUCAGUUCGUGUUGGACCAGUAUCAAGACUCGCUGUGAGAUCAGUAUCUCAGUUUGCUCAUGCUAAAAUCCCACCUAAUUUGACUAAUGAACCUGUUAGAGACUUUUCAUUCAAAGAUCAAAAGGAUUGGGACUUGUUACGUGCCUCUAUUACCAAAUUUACUGAUGAAACUUUGGAAAUUCCCUUAGUUAUUGGAGGUAAGAAGUUGUACAGAUCAAAAACUAUUCCUCAAGUUAAUCCUGCUAAACAUUCUCAAGUAUUAGCUACUAUUUCUCAAGCUACCAAUGAAGAUGUUCAAUCGGCUAUUGAUGCUGCCAAAGCUGCUAAAGCUAGUUGGUCGGCUAUGCCAUGGACUGAUAGAGCCGCUAUCUUCCUUAAAGCUGCCGAUUUAAUCUCUACUAAAUACCGUUAUGAUAUGUUGGCUGCAACUAUGUUGGGACAAGGAAAGAAUGUUUACCAAGCUGAGAUCGAUGCUGUUGCUGAAUUAAUCGAUUUCUUUAAAUAUAAUGCUAAAUAUGCUGAAGAAUUAUAUCAACAACAACCUAUUUCCACUACCGCUGGUGUUUGGAAUCGUGCUGAAUAUCGUCCACUUGAAGGGUUUGUUUAUGCUGUCACUCCAUUCAAUUUCACUGCUAUUGCUGCCAAUUUAAUAGGGGCUCCAGCAUUAAUGGGUAAUACUGUUGUAUGGAAACCAUCUGCCACUGCUGUAUUAUCUAAUUAUCUUCUUUUAAAUAUUCUUGAAGAAGCAGGAUUACCAGCAGGUGUAAUUAAUUUCAUUCCUGGUAAUCCAGUUGAAGUAACUGAUAUUGUAUUGGCUGAUAAGGAUUUCUCAGCUUUACAUUUCACUGGUUCUACCGCUGUAUUUAAGAAUUUAUACAGUAAAAUUGCUAAUAAUGUAGCAGCUGAUAAGUAUAGAGAUUAUCCAAGAAUUGUUGGAGAAACUGGUGGUAAGAAUUUCCAUUUAAUUCAUCCUAGUGCUUCUAUUGAUCAUGCUGUAUUAUCAUCAGUUAGAGGUGCUUAUGAAUAUCAAGGACAAAAAUGUUCUGCAUUAUCAAGAUUAUAUGUCCCAGAAUCUAUAUGGGAAGAAUUUAAGAAUAAAUUUGUGGCUCAUGUAGGUGAUAUUCUGAUUGGUAAUACUUCAGCUCCUGAAAGUUUGAAUUCAUUUAUGGGUCCAGUAAUUCAUGAAGCUUCAUAUAAGAAAUUAUCUAAUGCCUUAGAAGAAGCUCAAUCAGAUCCAGAAUUAGAAAUCAUUAUUGGUGGAGCUCAUGAUAACUCUAAUGGAUUUUUUAUUCAACCUACUUUGAUUAAAACCACCAAUCCAAACCAUAAGUUCUUAUCUACAGAAUUCUUUGGACCUAUCUUAACUGUAUAUACUUAUCCAGAUACUGAAUUUGAAAAUAUUAUUGAAAGUAUUGAUUCCGUUACUAGUUAUGGAUUAACUGGUUCUAUCUUUGCAAGAGAUCGUCAAGCCAUUAGAAUUGCUGAAGAGAAGUUAAGAUAUGCUGCUGGAAACUUUUAUAUUAAUGAUAAAUCUACUGGAGCUGUUGUAGGUCAACAAUGGUUUGGAGGUGCUAGAGCUUCUGGUACAAAUGAUAAAGCUGGUAGUGGUAAUAUCUUAAGUCGUUUCGUUUCUGUUAGAAACAUUAAAGAGAAUUUCUACGAGAUCAAUGAUUUCAAAUAUCCUUCCAAUUAUCACUAGUUAUUAAGUAAUAGGAAAAAGAAUUUAGCUAUUUAGGUAUAUAGUGAAUGUAUUUAGUACAGUAUUUACCAGCGUCCAUGACGGGGAGGUCCAUGUCCAUGUCCAUGUCCAUGUCCAUGAUGUGGUGGCCCAUGUCCGUGAGGUGGAGGUCCAUAUCCAUGAGGU
Molecule: messenger RNA, 1967 nt
Organism: Scheffersomyces amazonensis
Lineage: Eukaryota; Fungi; Ascomycota; Pichiomycetes; Serinales; Debaryomycetaceae
Gene: PUT2
Product: 1-pyrroline-5-carboxylate dehydrogenase
Exons: 1
Coding region: 36-1802 (588 amino acids)
Cellular component (GO): mitochondrial matrix
Molecular function (GO): L-glutamate gamma-semialdehyde dehydrogenase (NAD+) activity
Source: RefSeq, a predicted model, not a curated record